Rangifer tarandus platyrhynchus (Svalbard reindeer) is the source of this 1557-nucleotide messenger RNA. NCBI's taxonomy places the organism in Eukaryota, Metazoa, Chordata, Mammalia, Artiodactyla, Cervidae. The record is from the annotation of a GenBank genome assembly.
AUGCUGCUACUGCCGCUGCUGGUGGCCCUGCUCUGGCGGAGGGAGGCAGCCAGGGGCCAGAUGGGGCCUGGGGAGAAUUACAAGCUGCAGCUGCCGGAGCUGGUGACAGUGGAGGAGGGCCUGUGCGUCCACGUGCCCUGCUCCUUCUCCUACCCCUGGAAUGUCUGGGGCAUCUUUACCUCAACUCUGGGCUACUGGUUUCGGGAAGGGGCUGCGACGUCCAAGGAUGCUCCCGUGGCUACAAACAACCCAGACCGAGAAGUGCAGGAGGAGACCCAGGGGCGAUUCCAUCUCCUCGGGGACACCCGGGCCUACAACUGCUCCUUGGAGAUCAGAGACGCCAGGAGGAGGGACAACGGUUCCUACUUUUUUCGGAUGGAACGAGGAAGUGUGGAAAACAAUUACAGGUCUAACCAGCUCUCCUUGCAUGUGACACCCCUCAACCACACACCUGACAUCCUCAUUUCGGGGACCCUGGUGUCCGGCCACCCCGGGAAUCUGACCUGCUCUGUGCCCUGGGCCUGUGAGCGGGGCACGCCCCCCAUCUUCUCCUGGAAGGGAGCUACCGUCUCUUCCCACGUUCUCACAACAGCCCUCUCCUCGGUGCUCACUCUCACUCCACGGCCCCAGGACCACGGCACCACGCUCACCUGUCAGGUGACCUUGCCUGGAGCUGAAGUGACCACAACGAGGGUCGUCCGCCUCAACGUGUCCUACCCACCACAGAACUUGACUGUGACUGUCUUCCAAGGAAACAGCACAGCAUCCAAAGCCCAGGAGAACGGAUCCUCUCUUUCAGUCAGGGAGGGCGAGUCCCUGCGCCUGGUCUGCGUCGUCGACAGCAACCCCCCCGCCAGGAUCAGCUGGGCCCGGGGGAGCCUGACCCUGAGCGCCUCGCCGCCCAGCCACCCGGAAGUGCUUGAGCUGCCGCGGGUGCUCAUGGGAGACGAAGGGGAGUUCACCUGCCGAGCUCAGCACGCCCUGGGCUCCCAGCAUGUCUCUCUGAGGGUCUCGCUGCAGCGUGAGUGUCCGGGGGCUGCCCGCGAUGAGAAGGGACUCUCCUCCAGAGCGUUCUCCAGCGGAGUCUCUCUAGGGACUGGCGUCACUACCCUCCUCUUCCUCUGCUUCAUCAUGAUCCUCGUGAGGGCUCUGAGGAAGAAAUGGACCCAGGCAGAAGUCCCGGCCGCGACCUCGGCCCCGGCCCCGGCCCCCGCCCCCGGAAAGGCUCCGCGGUCCAGGUUCUCACGCAGGAGCACGAUCCUGGAUUACAUCAACGUGAUCCCUAAGGCCGGCCCUCUGAAACAGAAAGCCAAACCAAGCAGUCCUACCCAGCCUCCUCCAGAUGGUCACUCCCCGGAAGCCAGAAAGAACCAGAAGGAGCUCCAUCUCGUCUCCCACAACUGUCCAGGACCCAAGUCAUCCCCACAAGCCUCAGAAGCAGAGAACAACCAAGAGGAGCUCCAUUACGCUGUCCUCAACUUCCCAGGUCUCAGACCAUGGGAGACUCAGAGACCCAAGGGCACGCACCCAGAGUACGCUGAAAUCCAGUUCCACUGA